Messenger RNA from Alternaria incomplexa, 1164 nucleotides. RefSeq lists its product as uncharacterized. The transcript is spliced from 2 exons. Lineage: Eukaryota; Fungi; Ascomycota; Dothideomycetes; Pleosporales; Pleosporaceae. The record is from RefSeq and is a predicted model, not a curated record. The coding region runs from base 1 to 1164 and encodes 387 amino acids.
AUGAAUACACUUACCGCAUCUACCGCCGCCGUCUUUACCGCCGCCGUCCCACUUCUCAUCUCGCGUCUCAUCAUGACGCAACCAGUCAACAUCAAGAACUGGAGUCCCUUCAAGAUCGACGCGCUCGGUAUCGUAACGCUCCUGGGCGCCGACGCGGUCCGCAAGUCCCUUGGCCGCCUCGUCUACUCACCUUUCGAAUAUUAUCCUCUCCUCGCUGGUCACAUCUUCGCCGAUAACUCAGUCAUGGAACCGAUUCCAGGCUUUGAACUAUACAACAUCACCGAAGGCAUUAAGGCAACCGAUCUAAGCGCUUGGUUUACACGCUGGCUGUCGUGUCAGAAGCUGUCGUACAACUCUACGCGGCUUGAGAUUCAAUCUGAUCAUCGUGUUCCUAGACCUCAGACUGAACAGUGGUUUGGAUUUUGGUUAGCUUUCUUAGUGAACGCUUUUCUGGUCAUCUGGCCGAUGCGAAUAAAAGACUGGUAUGGUCUCGCUGCUUCUCUCAGUCUCGUCGCUCUGGUUUAUGUUCGAGCCUGCAUUCUCUUCGACUUCCGCGGUAGCAUCGACGAAGCUAUCAAGCAGUUGGACAAUCAGGCGACAAAGAAGGGUGAGGUCAAGCUCUUCAUUACCUUGCCAAACGGUAAGCGUCUGACUGUCAUUACCACGACUGGCAUCGCGCAAGAUGUUCUGCUCACGGAAGCUCGCCCAGCCUCCGAGAAACUCCACUUGGUCAGCCGUGUUAUCUGCUGGCUAGCUUUCGGUGUCCACGCUGUCACGCUAGGCAUGGCCUGCCUUGCUGUCCAACUCUUCAUCAUCACUGUCACACUAGCCUCAUCUGUCGCGAUGAUACAGGGCUGGCUAUCCGACGGAUCAAACAGUGAUGAAACCUGCAUUGGUAACCGUCUGUCCAUUACCCAGAGCCACGACGGGAGCGCUGGUAGCAACGCUAGCCAGUAUGUAUGUCUUGAGAUGACCAAAGCGGAGGAGCAGAACAUGGUCGCGUGGUCUUUCUUCCCGACACAGCACAACAAGCUUUGGCUACCGACGUAUGAGAAGUUCAAGGAGGACUUCAAGGCGACACGUGAUCCCAAGAUAUUGGGAUCGUGGAAGAAGCGUAUGCAACUAGCGCAUGCGAACGCCAAUGCUGGGCAGCAAAUACAGUAA